AUGGCUCAAGGCGAUGACUACGUCGAAUCUGCUCCACCAGCACCCAUCGAAGCACCCGACGCUGCAGCGCCCAUCGAACAACCCGAAGCUACAGCGCCCAUCGAACCCGGUUUGGACGAACGGACGGAACUUCCGGCACAGCACGACUCGAACGAGGAGACUGCCCAGGCUGGACAAGAUAACUCGGGCCAUGACCAACGGGCCUCAGUUGAUCAUACCUCACCCGCUGAAUCGGACCACAGUGCGCCUCCGCGCAGGAAAAUUGACUGGAAAUCCAUCAAAAGAACGUUGAAGGAGGAGAACACUGGAGAGACGAAUACGGGCGAUCCUGGGUCUGGCUCCACCCCAACGGCCCCGACUUCAGACGGCGGCAAACAUGGGGUCUCUACGACUGAGGAUGGCAUGGAAAGCGAGGAAAGCUACGGACAUGGCGAGGAUGGCAAGGAGAGCACAACUCCGAGGAAACGGGAACCUCCUAAAAAGAAGCAAAGAGGACGGAAGGAGCAGGGUGGACCUUCGGGACGGAAGUCCAAGGCAGAGCUCAUUACCUUCCUCAAGAACUGCCAGCGCCAAAAGCACGGCGGCAUUACGACGCUAAGCACCAAGGCUCUUCAACAAUAUCCGGCGGAAUUCACCAAGGAAUGCUAUAUCCGGACUGAUUCUGCGAUCAUGGGCCUGAAUCGCUCUGAGCUGGGGCUCACACAGGCCGAAUUCUUCACUAGCGAUGGCCAUUUGAGAGAGAGGUCGCUUGCAGAUAAUGCUCAGGCAAGAGAUAGCGCUAAUGGCAAGUUCGGACGGACCAAUGCUGGCAAGGAUACCGAAGAAGCCGCCAACUCUACCAAGGACACCACUGCAUCUACUAUCCCAACUGGCGCCCAAAAUGUGGUUGUUGAAGCAAUCUGGAAAACUAUUGGUAAUGGUCAGAAGAUUACAGCCGAGAAGCUUGGCCUGCAAAGAAUGGGGAAAAACAUCCGCAGCCUGGUUGAGUUUGCUCAAGAGAAGGCUAAGAAGGAUAUCCUCCAUGAGCGUUUCAUGACAAAAGCGUUUGAGAAGAUCAUGUCUCAAAGUAAGCCAUGGCGCAAGUAUGCACGUCAAUGGAAGACUGCCUACGGAACCGCCGAGAGGCACGUCGAGCUACAGGCUAAUGCGAUCGAGGAACUUAAGGAUUUGAUCCCGGAAGAUCAACUAGAGAAGCUACAGGAGCAAGAUAUUCCAGAGUGGAAAUUAGUUCAGCUUCAGGAGCCAGAACUUCCUCUUAUUGGCCAGCCUCUGACUGAAGAAGACCUUACUACUGAUGACAAGGCCGCCAUCAAGCCGUCAACUUCGAAGGUUAGCUUUUGGCCUAAAUGA
This is a messenger RNA of Lasiodiplodia theobromae, 1350 nucleotides long. RefSeq lists its product as uncharacterized. The record is from RefSeq and is a predicted model, not a curated record. NCBI's taxonomy places the organism in Eukaryota, Fungi, Ascomycota, Dothideomycetes, Botryosphaeriales, Botryosphaeriaceae. Bases 1 to 1350 code for a protein of 449 amino acids. The transcript is spliced from 6 exons.